GUCAUGUGUAGUCAUUUUUAUGUCAUUUUCUCUUAGUUCGGGCUUUGCAAAAAUCAUAAAAAAAUAUGUCCCAUUGGGAUUUCGAAAUUACAGUAUAUACAUCCAUUUGAGUGCUUUUUUAUUUCAUAUUUGAGUUCAUGCUUGUCAUUAGAUCAUUGUCAAGUUCUUAGAGUUAAGUUUCUCUUGUGUUUCUUUGAGUUUCAUGCUCUAUUUUUGAUUCUAGUAAGAUUUCUUCCAUUUUUUUUUUCUUUGAGUCAUGAACUUUGAGCUACCCAAACAAAUUGUCCAGAUCUAAUUUGUGUUGAAAAACAAAAGUGUAGACAAAAGUAAAAAGUCAAAGUAAAAAAAAAAAAAAGUAAAAGUACAAGCAAAAGCAAAAGUGAAAAAAAAAAAGUUACUUUGACUUGAGACUUUGACAUGAGACUUUACCAUGACACUUGGAGAUGAUACUUGGACAUAAUACCUUGACAUGACACUUGGACAUGACCCUUGGAUAUGAGACUUGGACAUGACACUUUUGACAAAAUAUUGUCUCUGCCUACAUUGCACCAUUAGCUCAGUGUUUGUAAAGAUAAGAAGUAAUAAUUCUCUAUUCUAAUUGUUUUUUGUUUUAUUCAUCUAUUCUAGUGCCUUUCUUUAGGUAAUUCUUUUGAGUGCCUAGCCUUUGUUUUUAAGCUUUAUUUUCUUGAUUGUCUUGUUCAUUACUCUUUGUUUUGUCUCAACAUAACUCCUUUUGAAGAGCUAUUGUUCAAAUUGGCCCUUGAUUUGCAUUCUCUUUGGAUUCCUACCUUUCGGAUUUGGUUUGAUAUUUGGUGUAGGAUAUUCUUUGGAGGAAAAACGAAAUUGGACAUAGUAUAUUGGGUGAUCGGAGACCUCUUUGGACCUUGAAACCUUGAGGAAGAGACAAGAAGAAAAGGAGUGAAACACUUAAGAGAGGAACACACAUUAUUUAUUUGUAUUACGCAUUUUUGAGUUGUAAAAUUGUAUUGCUUUUGGAUUUGUAACUCAUAACCUUGUUAGGUAUCUUGGGGUAGUCUGUGAUACUCAAUCCCAUAUCCUAACAAAGACUUGUAAACCAUAUUGAAAACGUUUUUAGUUGGUUAAAGUUUGAAGGUUCCAAAGUGCCUUCUAACUUUACCAUUAGGCCGCAUAGUCUAGUUUAAUUGUUGUCUUUAACUGCUUAUAAUUUAUUGUGUGUCUACUUGUGUAUCAAACCUAAUUCCAUUUGAGAAGUUUGGUGCAAGAGAACUUGAGGUAAACUUUGGCUAGGAAAGGCUUGGAUUUUAAGUGAUCCUUAGUGAUUCUCCUCUCUUUCCUGGAAGUGAACUUGAGAUUAUUUUGCCUCCUUAAAUCUCUAAAGGAAUUUACUUUUGAAAUACAAGUUUGUGUGUGCAUUACAUAUUUUGAAUUUUUUUUAAGAAUGUCUAAGGAACCUUCUUACCAAAUUGAUAGUGAUUAUAGUGAAGAGGCCCAACCAAAUUUAGAACAAAUGGCCAAGGAACUAAAAUCACUAAAACUUUGGCAAAAGCAAGAAUCCAUUUUGAAAGAAAAAGAAAGAGUUGAAAGAGAACAAUAUCUUGAAACCUUAGAAGAAGAACUUAGAGUUCUAGCCCAAAAACAAGAAAAGGUCCAAGAAGAGAUAAAGAAAAGUAGGAGUAGGAGUCACUCAAGGAGAAGUUCAAAAACUCCCACAGAAAACACAUACCCUGAACAAGAUAGUAGGACUGCUGCACAAUUCUACCAACAUCCUCCACCUAGAAGGUAUAGAAGGGAGAGUGAACAACCACCAAGAGAGAUUAGGAUAGACCUUCCUCAUUUCCAUGGGAAAGAAGAUGUUGAGGCAUACCUAGAUUGGGAAAUGAAAGUAGAACAACUUUUUGAGUGUCAUCAAAUAAUAGAGGAAAGGAAAGUUUCCCUAGCCACCUUAAGCUUUCAAGGGAAUGCCAUGUAUUGGUGGACUGCCCUAGUGAGAGAAAGAAGACUCUCCAAUUCCCCUCAAGUCCAAUAUUGGAAUGACUUGAAGAGUGCUCUAAGAAGAAGACACAUACCUUCCUACUACCAUAGAGAGCUUAUGGAUAAACUCCAAAGGCUCCAACAAAGAACCAUGAGUGUGGAAGAGUAUAGGCAAAAGAUGGAACUCUACAUGAUGAGGGCGGGAAUUAGGGAAGAAGAAGGAACCACAAUUUCUAGAUUUCUAAGUGGUCUUAAUCUUGAUAUUAGAGAUAGAGUGGAAUUGUUGCCCUAUCAAGAUCUUAAUGAUUUGGUACAAAUUUGCAUAAAGGUAGAGCAACAACAUUUGAGAAAAGGUUUGAAAAUUGACCACUCAAACUCAUAUGUUAAGAAAGACUACAAGAGGGACGGAAAACAAGUGAGAAGAGAGGAACCCCCU
This is a messenger RNA of Vigna angularis (adzuki bean), 2389 nucleotides long. RefSeq lists its product as uncharacterized. The transcript has a single exon. The annotation marks the transcript as partial. Lineage: Eukaryota; Viridiplantae; Streptophyta; Magnoliopsida; Fabales; Fabaceae. The record is from RefSeq and is a predicted model, not a curated record.